UAUAUAUAUAUAUAUAUGAAUCAUGGGUUUUUUCUUACAAAUAUUUAAGUGCUUGCCUCUGACUUUGUCGUUUCCCUAAAUAUCCAAAGUAAUUACUAUUAAUCUGACCAUAUGAUGUAGGAUUUUUUUUUUUUAAUAUAUAUAAUGGGUUGAAUUACUGCUUUAAAUCUGUAAGAAAUUCAGGCUUGUUAAAAUGGAUAAUAAACCUGGGUGAAAUUGAAAAAAUAUUAUAUGCGUAUCGUGUUUACUUUAAAGUUAUCAUCUUAAAUGUUUAAUGCAUCUCUUAGCAGAUGUAUUUCUGUCAGUUCUGUUUAUUUAAAGAGGUUUAUCUUCUCUGUAUAAAGUAGUUCCAGUGUCAAUCUCUGUUAUCAAGCAUACAUGUAGAGUUUACUGUGCUUUUGUGUAAUACUUGUAAUCUUGUUUUUAAAAUGUUUUUAUUUUUUAAAUAUAACUUUUGUUUCAUUACAAACUGAGAUCAAAGAAUUUUCUCUGUCACUGUUACCUUGUAUGACUUUGGUUGUUAUUAUCCCAGAUGAUGUCUGUCUUAAAAUUGAAAAUAGCUAUAAAAUAGGUUAACAGUAGUAAUGAAGUGCCCUUAGCCCUUAUAUUGUUGAGGAGUAUUUGUAUUUGUGUAAAAUAAUUCUCCCUAAAAUGACUGCGAAAAAAUCUGAUGGGAUGUGGAAAUAGGUUUUAUUUGUUAAAGUGAAACUUUAUCUAUUCACCACCUAUUUUUUGUGCCAGAAUGGUCCCAGGCUCAAUCUUCUAACAUCUGUUAAUUCCAUCUAGUCCCAUCAGAGGGCUUCUUUCUUCAUUUUGCUUUUGUUUGUAGGUGAAUAUGGGAAGUACCAAAGUAAUUUUCACUCUGCUUUCUGUUCACAUCAUGUGCGUGACAAGAGCAGCAAAUAACUGUAGAAGAGCUUUCCAAAGUGUUGGCUCAAAUAGGUGUUUACACAGAUGAGGAUAGUUAAUAUUGAAAUCAAAGCAGCUGAUAGUUGUGUAUCUUUUUGAGUAGUAACUAGAGGUUCCCCUAGAAUAAAACAUAAUAAAUUAUGUCUUGCAUAUUUUUUCUGAGAUUAGCUUAAGUCACAGUCUUUCUACAAGCUUUACAUCAGAGAAAUUUUCCUCUGUUCCAAAACAUACCCUGACAUUCAAUUAGUGUAGUUCUUAUUAAGUACCAUUUUUAGUCCUGAGUUUGUUCACCUCUUGUACAUGCAAACCAGAUCAGUUUUGCUUCUCACCCAAGCAUACUGUUUUAUUAGUAGGUAACAUGAACUUAAAUAGUCAUUAUUGACUGGUAGAUAAAUGCUGAUCUGCUUUUCUCUGUUGUUUAAUAAAUGAUGGGCAUAUCUUGUAGUCUUCUCUGAGAAGUGACUGGAGUUAUGAAUAUGCAUCCAAAGAUCAUAUUGUUUCACUUUGCUUUUUAUGAAGCUGUGUUCUUCUAGAGAAAGUUUAUGUUCCAUACAAAUUGGGAAAGAUUCUCAUUAACACAGCAGAAUGAUUUUUGGACCUCUAAAUGUCUUUCUUACACAGGUACCAUAAACAUCAGGUGUUUUCUUGAUUUGCUUAGACGUGAAUAUAUCAGCAGCUGGUGUAAGCUUGAGUUCACCCUCAGGUCCCCAGCUACCAGCGAUUUGUACUGCUAUUCAAGCUCUGAUAGCAUUCUUGUUAAAUGCAAAAUAGGCCUUGCUGAAUUUUUAUUGCCUCCUUUCUUGCUCUUCUGUACCCAGGAUGUUACAGGAAUAUGUUUCUGUGGGCACUUUUUUCAGUAAAACCACCAGAAGAAUUCCACAGUUCUUCCUCUGACUUUUUCCAGUUUUGCUUUCUCUGCUAAUACUAGCUGCAUUAUUUAGUCAUUUAUGUAAUCCCCUGCCUGGUUCUUCCAUUCACCUGGUAGAAUUAAUGACUGCUGUACCAGCAAGACUUUGAAGUACUCAGCUUUAGAGUACACUGUGUUCUCCUGCACACAUAGCAGUUUGUGAUGGAUGGCUCUCUCAAUCACAGCUAGAAAAACACACUGCUAAUGUAAUUUUUGUAGAGAAUAAGCAUGAGUUUUAUGUCAAAUCUAUUCAAUGCAGACAGGAUUAAGCAUGGAAAACAAAAUACUACAUAGUAAUAGAGUGACAAAAACCAGCAAAGAAGGGCUUAGCACUUACUGUCAGGAGUUUUAGAGGUGCCUGUUGUUACUCCUGAUGUUAGCAUUUGUGAUUCAGCUCUUCAGCUUGCUCUAAGAGUGAAAAAGAGAAAAGGGAACUUGACCUUGACCUCAGGAGUGCAGCUUGACCUCAUUGCUACUGGAAGAAUCAUGGAACUGCUUUUCCUGAUGCCAUAAUACCUUCCUUAUAUCCAAAGAAAGUUUUAGCAGCAAAAUUGCAUGACACAUGACAGAAGGGGGCUUAGCCCAGUAAAUGCAACACAUAAUUUUUCUUUUGGGGAAAAAAAUGGGGCACAGGCUUCCUGGUAGUCAGGUGGAAUUUGCCUUCGCUUGAUUAUAAUCAGCUUUGUUCUUUUGUUGGUGUCACCUCAACCAUACACUGUUGCUAUCUGCCACUUACUGUCAUAAAGCUCAGCAGGGAAAAUAAACAGGCCAUAGUAGCAUCUGUCAGUGUCUUGGCAAGAUUUGGCUGGUCAUUUGAAGUGUUCUUUUUUCUGUGGGUAGGAUAUGAAGUUAGAACUAUGUUUUGUAUAUAGGGAUCAUUAUUUUUAGAACAGCAGCAGGUCUUAGCCUCUGCAUGUAAUCCGCUCAGACAGAGGCACAUGAGGCAUCAAGGUUUGUGCAAGGUAUCUGUGGAGCUCAGUCAUUAAUGUUGAGUGUAAUUUGAGUUGUGGAAGCAUGGAUGCUCAAAUAACUGAAUUGUGUGAUAAUUUGAAGUCCAGUGCCUCAUUUUCAGUGCCUCAUGAUGUCCCUGUCUAUGGCAGGGGGAUUGGAACUGAGUGAUCUUUAAUGUCUCUUCCAACCCAAACCAUUCUGUGAUUCUGCCUUCAUCUGUGUCAGCUUCUGUUUCAGACAUGGGAGAUAUGUGAUAAAAUUUUUUAUGAAAUCGGAUCCAAACAUAAAUAAUUCUUAGUACAUUGGUGUUCUGUGUAUUGAGCAAAGUUGAUGCAAGACUGUCCUGUUAACUGCAGCCAGUGUGCCACCAAGUUUGGAGUGUGCACAUAUUGCAGACAGAAAUCUGCAUGUUCUCAGCAGCCAGGGACAAUGCAUAUAGAGGGUAUCUUGGUACAUAUAAGGGUUAUCGGGGCCCAUUUGAGAAAACACCAGCUGAACUGCAUGCAUUUGAUGCUGCCAAUGAGAAGGCUUGCCGAGGAUGUCAUCCCUCAGCUAUACAUAGCAAACUCAAAGCUCCUUACAGAGAAACCUCUUACCAGUCACUUUCCACAAAUGGUGCAUGCACCUAAAAGUACUUAGUGAAAAUCCUUCAGAGGUAUUUAAUGCAAAAGCAGUUAGUCUCUGGUGUUGUUCAGAAGCCUGCACACACCACCAGCAAGGAGGAAGUGCAGGGCAGCUGUAGCACAGCACUUGGGCUAGUUUCUCAUUUUGUUUCAACCAGGCUCUGCCACCCCAAGAGCUUGUCAAGAUGUGUGACAUGGGGGGGCUUGACAACCUGAUUGCCAACACAGCCUAUCUGCAGGCAAGGAAGAGUGGAGAUGGAGACACAAAGGAGAUGCAAAAGAGACGUAGGAGCCUCUCGCUGCCCAAGGUUGAUCAGUGCAGAGAUGUUAGACAGUCCAUUGUGGCUGAUUAUGACAACAUCUGUGAGCAGCAGCCCAUUGGCAAGAGAUUCUUCAGAGACUUCUUAGAGACAGUGCCAGAAUAUUUGGUAGCUAAAGACUUCCUGGAUGAGGUGUCAAACUGGGAGUUGGCAGAGGACAAUAUCAAGAGCAGUACCAUGGAGAAUAUGAUAACCAAUUUUCUUAAGACAGGCUCCAAAAACUAUCUGGCUUUUAUGAGCUCUGACUUGGCCAGCAAAUGCCAGGCAGCUACUGCAAAUGACUAUGAGAAGGUUGUGCAGAUGGCCAAGGAGGAAACCAAGCUCUUCCUUAAAGGCAAGCCAUUCCAGGACUUCCAGACCAGCCCCUUCUAUGACAAAUUCCUCCAAUGGAAAGUUUUUGAGAAGCAGCCAGUAACUGAAAAAUACUUCUAUGAGUUCCGAGUGCUGGGCAAAGGUGGCUUUGGAGAGGUUUGUGCCAUCCAGGUGAAAAAUACUGGCAAGAUGUAUGCCUGCAAGAAACUGGAUAAGAAGAGGUUGAAAAAGAAAGGGGGAGAGAAGAUGGCAUUACUGGAGAAAGAGAUCUUGGAGAAGGUUAACAGCCCUUUCAUAGUCACACUAGCUUAUGCCUAUGAGAGCAAAAGCCAUCUGUGUCUUGUUAUGAGCCUCAUGAAUGGAGGGGAUUUGAAGUAUCACAUCUACAAUGUAGGAGAAAGGGGUUUGGAAAUGAAGAGGGUCAUCUAUUACUCAGCUCAGAUCACUUGUGGGAUUCUGCAUCUCCAUUCUAUCAAGAUUGUGUACCGGGACAUGAAACCAGAAAAUGUCCUCCUGGAUGAUAACGGCAAUUGCAGACUGUCUGAUCUUGGAUUGGCAGUGCAAGUCAAAGAGGGAAAAAGCAUCACUCAGAGGGCUGGGACAAAUGGUUAUAUGGCUCCGGAAAUCCUGAAGGAAGAAGAUUACAGCUAUCCUGUGGACUGGUUUGCAAUGGGGUGUAGUAUUUACGAGAUGGUCGCUGGGCGAACACCAUUCAAGGAUUUCAAAGAAAAGGUCGAUAAAGAUGAGGUUAAAAGAAGAACUCUGGAAGAUGAAGUGAAAUUUGAACAUGCCAACUUUACAGAGGAAACAAAAGAUAUUUGCCGGCUGUUUUUGGCUAAGAAAAAGGAGAGUCGUUUAGGAAGCAGAAAUGAAGAUGAUGACCCAAGAAAACAUAGUUUCUUCAAAACAAUAAAUUUUCACAGGCUAGAGGCAAACCUUAUUGACCCUCCAUUUGUGCCAGAUCCAUCAGUUGUCUAUGCCAAAGAUGUUACAGACAUUGCUGACUUCUCUGAAGUACGAGGAGUUGAGUUUGAUGACAAAGAUAAGCAGUUCUUCAAAAAGUUUGCAACAGGGGCUGUCCCUGUAGCGUGGCAGGAAGAAAUUAUUGAAACAGGACUGUUUGAAGAACUGAAUGAUCCUAACAGAGUAGAUUCCGGGGGUUACGCAAAUGGAGGCGAAGCUAAGUCAGGAGUUUGUUUGUUGUUGUAAAUACCACAUUGUUAACAAAAAAGAGUAGCACCCACGUCAGAACUUUCCAUGUUCUGGCACUGUUUCAGAAACUCAGUGCAUCUGUUUAAGAAGAACCAGUCGGUGUAAUAUGACAUUGGCAUGCUUUGUAGGACCACCAGCUGUAUAGACUAUAUUAUUUUCCUUUGCUCUAACAAAGAAGAUUGUAUUUUUUGUUUUAUUGGAGAAUUACCAAGAUGAAGAACAAUAUUUCUCCAAGAAACUUAGAAUAAUAGAAAUUCAGAAAUACAAAAAGCAAUCAUAAAGUGAAGAGGCAACACCUUUUGAAAAUUACUGACUACCAUUUUGGAUACAAUGAUUUGCUGGUUUUCUUUGUAUUUUCUUGUUAUUUCUACUAAUGUUUCCUCUUCCACAGUUUUCAGAAAAGAUUUUUAAUUUUUGAGUAAUAUUCACAGUUAGUCAAUGGAGCUCAUAUACCAUGUCAAACGUGGAAUCUUAUUGGUUAGCCAGACUGUCUCUUGUUUUCUUUAUUUCUGUUAGGUUUUGGAUGAUUUGAUUGUAAUAUGUUCAAAUUGUCAUAAAAUGUAACAGAAGGCUCUACAUAUCACUAGGAAAUAAAGCUGACAGGAUCAAACUAUUCAAAGUUGAUUUUAACAGAGUGAAGAUAAGAUUGCACCAAUUUAAUCGAAUAAAGAAUUUAUUUAUUAUUAA
Messenger RNA from Neopsephotus bourkii (Bourke's parrot), 5921 nucleotides. It is a transcript of the gene GRK7, whose product is annotated as G protein-coupled receptor kinase 7. Gene Ontology annotation, cellular component: cytoplasm. The record is from RefSeq and is a predicted model, not a curated record. Lineage: Eukaryota; Metazoa; Chordata; Aves; Psittaciformes; Psittacidae. Gene Ontology annotation, molecular function: rhodopsin kinase activity; ATP binding. Gene Ontology annotation, biological process: signal transduction; regulation of signal transduction; protein phosphorylation. The transcript is spliced from 4 exons. Bases 3576 to 5231 code for a protein of 551 amino acids.